AUGCCUUGCAGUUCAGAACGCUCGCCGCGACCAGCGGAUGGAAUGAACAAGCCCUCAUCACCACCUUUCGACAAGCCCAAGUCUCUGUCCUGGUCCCAGCCUGCCACCGAAGCUUUUGAGACCCUCAAGAAGGCCUUCACCACCGCUCCCCUCCUCGUCCACCCUAACCCGGACCUGCCAUUCGUCGUAGAGGUGGACGCCUCCACCACCGGACUCAACCCGGCGGAGGUUAAUUACGACAUCGGGGACCGUGAACUCCUGGCUGUAAAGCUCGCCCUAGAAGAAUGGAGGCAUUGGUUGGAGGGAGCAAACCACCCUUUCCAAGUACUAACAGACCAUAAAAAUCUUGAAUAUCUGAAAGCUGCCAAACGACUCAACCCAUGCCAAGCCAGAUGGGCAAUGUUCUUUUCAAGAUUUAACUUCUCCAUUUCAUACCGCCCUGGUUCCAAGAACCUCAAAGCCGAUGCUCUUUCACGUCUCCACGCUCCCGAGGAAAAGAAUGACGACCCCGAAACCAUUCUACCUGAAUCUAUCUUCAUGAGUCCCAUUGAAUGGUCAGAAGAGACUUUACCCUCCUCCAAUGCCUCCUCACGCACUCCGCCGGGUUGCCCCCAGGGCUUGCGUUACAUCACCAGGACACGACGCACUCCACUCCUGCACUCCGUUCACUCAUCACUUGGCACUGGUAUAAUAUCCACCACUGCCGCUGAAUCGAGAUCAGCAGUCAGUUCAGUUUUGGACUGUGAGCUUGAUAACGACACGUACAUCUGCACUGGUGCUCAGUACCGCAUGUACUGCAACUUAAGAAUGCAUCAUUUCUCCUACCAGAGAUACCAAAACCAGAAUCAAUACCAGUGCAUGAGUAAUAACUGUAUCUGUGUUGGCAAUAAGGACACCUGUACAUGCUACAAAAAUACUUCAUCCUGCUUCUGUGAGAAUGUUCGCAAUAACCUCACUAUCCCUACAGCAGUUAGUCCAGUCUAUGACUGUGGGCGUUAUAACGACAUGUACAUCUGCACUGGUGCUCGGUACAACAUGUACUGCAACACAAGUGUGCAUGACUUCCAUUACAGUAAAAACCAUUACCACUGUUUUGAUGACUUUUAUUUUUUUUCAAAUAACUGUGUUGGUGAUAAGGACACCUGUACCUGCUCUAGUAGCACUUUGUCCUCCUGCUUCUGUACUAAUUACAACAAUAGCAUCACUAUCCCUGCAGCAGUUACUCCAGUCUAUGACUGUGGGCUUUAUAACGACACGUACAUCUGCACUGGUGCUCAGCAACGCAUGUACUGUAACACAAGAAUGCAUAGUUUCAACUACCAGAGAUAUAGAUACCUAGGCCAAUACCAGUACGAAUGCUGGGGUAAUAACUGUUACUGUGUUGGUGAUAAGGACACCUGUACAUGCUAUAGUAGCACUCUGUCCUCCUGUUUCUGUGAGACUUUAGGCAAUAACAUCUCUGUCCCUACAGCAGUUAGUCCAGUCACAGACCCUGACUGUGUGCUACAAAACAACAUGUACAUCUGCACUGGUGCUCAGUACCGCAUGUACUGCAACACACAAAUGCAUGAUUUUUCCUACGAAAAUUAUCAGUUCCAGCACCAGUACCAGUGUGUGAACAAUAACUGUGACUGUGUUGGUAAUAAGGACACCUGUACAUGCUCUAGUAGCACUUUGUCCUCCUGCUUCUGUGAGACUUACGGCAAUACCAUUGCUCUCACAACAGCAGUUACUCCAGUCUAUGACUGUGUGCUUUAUAACGACACAUACAUCUGCACUGGUGCUCAGUACAGCAUGUACUGCAACACAAGAACGCAUUAUUUCUUCUACCAGAGAUAUAGAUACCUCGACCAAAACCAGUACCAAUGCUGGAGUGAUAACUGUAACUGCAUUGGUAAUAAGGACACCUGUACGUGCUACUAUAAUAUGUCAUCCUCCUGCUUCUGUACAAAUUACAACAAUAGCAUCAUUAUCCCUGCAGCAGUGAGUCCAGUCUAUGACUGUGGGCUUUAUAACGGCACGUACAUCUGCACUGGUGCUCAGUAUCGCAUGUUCUGCAACACAAGUGUGCAUGAUUUCCAUUACGAUACAUACCAUAGCCACUGUUUUAGUGAUAACUGUUACUGCAUUGGUUAUAAGGACACCUGUACAUGCUACAGUAGCACCUUGUCCUCCUGCUUCUGUGAGACUUACGGUAAUAUUGUUGCUCUCAAUAGAGCAGUUGCUCCAGCUUAUGGCUGUGUGCUUUAUAACGACACGUACAUCUGCACUGGUGCUCAAUACCACAUGUACUGCAACACAAGAAUUAAUUAUUUCUACUACUGGAAAAAUCAGUACCAAGACCAAUACCUGUGCAUGAGUUAUGACUGCUUCUGUUUUGGCCAUAAGGACACCUGUACAUGCUACAGUAGCACUUUGUCUUCUUGCUUCUGUGAGACGUACAACAAUAGCGUCACUAUCCCUACAGCAGUUAGUCCAUUGAGACUCUCUCAAUGUGUGCUUUUUAAUGACAUGUACAUCUGCUUUGGUGCUCAGUAUCACAUGUACUGCAACACAAGUGUGCAUGAUUUUUACUACCUUUAUCAGAAUCCAAACCAAUACCAGUAUGGAUACCAAUGCUGGGGUGAUAACUGUGCAUGCAUGGGUAAUUAUGACACCUGUACAUGCUACAGUCGUAACAACUCCUCCUGCUUCUGCGAAGAUAAUAUCUCCAGCUCAAGUCUGGAUAACAUGCUGGAUCAGUGCAGGAGUCAGACAUGUUUUCAAAAUCUUCUUGACAUUAUAGAGAUCAUUACAAAUCAAGAGCUUCCUUUGAAUACUGUGACCGAAUUUCUGACUAUGGCCAUCAACACUUCAGAGAACAUUUUAGAGUCAUCCUCAUCAGUCAGCCCAGCUGAACUAGCCUCCUAUGGAAACCGUGUGUUAAAGGCUAGUGAGAAACUCAUAUCUACGUUGGUGAAGCCAACAGACACGAGUGCCAAUGUCAGUUUUACUCUUCCUACCGUAGAGGGACAAGUCUUCAUGGUUGGACCGCAUGUCACCUUAGAUAAAAUCCCUCGACUUGACACGACAAGUUCUUCUGUGGACAUCGAUCUCAUUGGGAUCGCCAAGAACAAUAAAGGAUCAGCUGCUGUGGCUUUCUUGAGUUAUAACACAAUGGAGAAUCUACUGAAGCCCGACUUCUUCAACACAUCAAAUGAUACGGUUAAAACCAUGAUGUCCACUGUGAUCUCAGUUACUCUUCCCAAAACCACCAACACUAAACUCACCAAACCAGUCAACUUCACUCUCAAACACAUCAGAGACUCCAACCCCAGCGGUUCUCUGUCCUGUGUGUACUGGAACACCAGCGAGUGGAUUGUAGAUGGUUGUGCUGUUUUAGAGACCAACAGCAGCUACACUGUGUGUUCCUGUGUUCAUCUGUCGACAUUCACUCUUGUGCAAACCAGCAGUUCAUCACAGAGCAAUCCACCGCUGGACCUGUUGACUUGGGUGUCUGUGAUCUUGGGGCUGCUGUUCUUGAGUGUGGGCCUGUUGAUCUUUGCCCUUUGUCGGUGGACCCGCAUGUCUGAUUGGAUAUGUGGUCACUCUCGUUGUGUCCGGCUGGUUCCUGAAGGCUAUGUCAGGGAACUGUCUGGCAGCAGUACAAGAAGUGCUUCAGAUGUCUUUGAUGUGGACUCAAAGCCAUCAACAUCGAAAGUGUCCCAAGAAAAACACUGCAACAUCAUGUUAUCCCUAGAACACGUGAACCAAAAUACCAACACGAGUGCAUAAAGGAUGAGGGUCAAACAUUUUGAAUGAAUGGUUCUUAAAAGAAGAGCACUAUUAAUGAUAGAUAAAUAAUCAAGAAUGAAUGCAAUCUGAAUGUUCUACACCCACCACCAUUUUAACAUUAUCAUGCGAGAUAUUUAUUAUUCCAUAUGGAUAGUAUAAUAUCUAUUGGAUGUGAACUUCAUAAUCUUGGCAGAAGCUGUAGGUUAUCCGGGUACUUUUGUUUUUUGUCUAAUGUUAUAUGAAUACUGUGAAUUCAGACAUGUUACUCAUUGCCCAUACUCCUUUUCACCUGCUUUAUUGUAGGGAGAUGUGUGUAUUCAAGCUACUUUUGGGCUCAAAAAAGACACCACAGGUUUUUAAGUAAUCCAUAAAGACAAUAAAUAUUAUUAUUGACAAAAAUGUAUCCAAAAAUACUGUGAGGAGUCAAAAUUCCAUAGAAAAUGAAUACGGGUCAAUUUGACCCCUCUUUAUGAAGAAUUUCUUUUAAGAAUUCAUGGAAUAUCAAAUAUAUUUUUUAAUUGAUAGAAUAUAAUUAACAAAUCACUGCAUGGCAGGUUGAUUUGACCCCAUUUAUGCAUUCUAGGGUUCAGAAAUACUUUUGUUUUUGUAUGUUUAAUGUCAUAAGGCCAAUUCACCCUGCACUGACAGACAUGACCAAUGCAGACAGUCAACAGAUUUCAGUAUGUCACUGCUUAGAUGUUCCACGACCCAACAUAUGCCGAUUCAGCAGAUUCAGUUGGUGAAAAUAAGAGCUGACCAAUGCCAACAGGAAUUUCACACUGAUCCGACAAAACUCAACAAAGUGUCUGUUGCCAUCUGGUGGUUCAGUGUGAAUUGGCCUACAAAUACUACUGAUGUAAAUGAAAUAACUCAUUUAAGCACUCAAGAUUUUAUUUUUUUUUUUUUUGGUGGAGGGCAAAAGUAUGUUUACAGACUAAGUCUAAUUACUAGUUUUUUUUACUCUAGUUUUUGUUUACUUAAUAUAAAAGCUGAAUAUGGAAAAAAUGCGUGCAAAAUACAAAAACUAAAAAGUACUUCAUGUCUACAUGGUAAAUGGAAACAUUAAGUGACUUUACAUUGUAUAGUAUCAUAAAAGUACAUUUUUAAAUGAGGCAUGUAUAAGCUCAAAUACUGAAACUGUUAAACUAUAUUUGGAUUUAACUGUAACUGUUUUAACUGUUUAACAAUUAGAGUUUAACAAUUUUAUCAAGCUGAGAAAGCCAUUCAUUAGAUGAUCAUUUUUCUGGAAAAACAUGUUAUACGAGUGUCUUAUUUUAUAGCUGUUAAUUCUAAUGAUGUAAAGCUCAAACUAUUUUAUUUAGUCUUUUUUAAGCAUAUUUUACAGAUUCCUCUGAAUAAUCAAACUUAAAUAUUUUCAAGUAAAUGUUGGCAAAUAAAAAGUAAAAGCCUAAAAACUAUUUCAUGUGUGUGCGGUGAAGGGAAAUAAACUAUUUUACAUUGUAUAGAAUUAUAGUUGUUUAGUUGUAAAGUUACGAAUUUGUUAAUCUUGCAGAAUUAUAUUUUUGUUUGUCAAGCUCAAAGUUAUUUCUUCUGUAAGGAUUCAUUCAUAACAGUAUGUUACUUUAAAUAUUCAUAUGCAUUAUGCAAAAUAUGUCAUUUUUGUUACAAAAUAUCU
Molecule: messenger RNA, 5410 nt
Organism: Megalobrama amblycephala (Wuchang bream)
Lineage: Eukaryota; Metazoa; Chordata; Actinopteri; Cypriniformes; Xenocyprididae
Exons: 12
Coding region: 1-3774 (1257 amino acids)
Source: RefSeq, a predicted model, not a curated record